AUGGGUACUCCAUCCUCAUUGCCCACAAACCCUAACCCCAGCCCCAGUCCGCCACUCCCUCAGUCACCGCCACCACAAACGCCACCAUUACCACAAUCGCCACCACCUCAGUCACCGCCACUACCCCCAAGCCAAAUACCACCUCUCAUUCCGCCGACUCCCCUCUCGCCGCAAUCCGAGCCGCAAAAUGAAACACCAAUUCUCGACACCCAUUCCCCAGAACCUGCGCCUACUCAAGCAAAAACAAAAGGCAAAACAAAAAGGGCCGCAGGUAGACCCAAAGAAACCCCUAUCGGAAAAAGGAAACGAGUACCCUCUGUUCCUUUCGACCUAAACUCUCCACCUCAGCCGUCCUCUAAACCAGUUAGCAAAAGGACCAGGUCUUCCUCGCAAACCACAAAGACCAAUGGUCCAAACACCAAGACCUCGCCUCUCCUUACACUCUCUAGCACCUGCAUCAUCUGCAGAUAA
Hevea brasiliensis (rubber tree) is the source of this 471-nucleotide messenger RNA. RefSeq names its product vegetative cell wall protein gp1-like. The coding region runs from base 1 to 471 and encodes 156 amino acids. Lineage: Eukaryota; Viridiplantae; Streptophyta; Magnoliopsida; Malpighiales; Euphorbiaceae. The transcript has a single exon. The record is from RefSeq and is a predicted model, not a curated record.